Alternaria arborescens is the source of this 1248-nucleotide messenger RNA. RefSeq lists its product as hypothetical. The transcript is spliced from 3 exons. Bases 1 to 1248 code for a protein of 415 amino acids. Gene Ontology annotation, biological process: chromatin remodeling. The record is from RefSeq and is a predicted model, not a curated record. Gene Ontology annotation, cellular component: Ino80 complex. Lineage: Eukaryota; Fungi; Ascomycota; Dothideomycetes; Pleosporales; Pleosporaceae.
AUGGCAGAUCGCGCGGCCAAACGGAUGCGACGCAUAAGCACCGAAUAUGACGAAUCCGAGGGCGACGGAUGGGAUGCGAGAGGAAACAGCACCAGUGCCACCCCUACCGCCUCCUCGACCCGCCCACGUCGCGGCACUGCGAACCAGUCGCCUGCUGCUGCCCUCAUACAGCGCUCCUCGCCCGAAGAGACGCGCCAGUCGAUACACCUCACCGUCAAGUCAUCCCCCAACAAGAUCAGACAGGCCACCGGCGGGGCUGUGCCCAAGGCAGGCGUCAGCAGGAAUAACAUAGUCGCGGGCAAACGUGCUUCACGGAGUAGUCGUGUGGUGCAGGAAAUCGACAGCGACGAUGAGGACGAAGACGACGACGACGACGACGACGCCGAGGAGGUCGAUGCCAUGGAUGUGGACGACGACUCGGACGAGAACGAGGUAGACGCUGAAGGCGACGAGGAUGAGGACAUGGACGCCGAAGGGGACGAAGACGACGAUAUGGAGGACACACCAGCGCCCCGAAUCACUGUAAACGCGAAUAGAGGAAUCCCCGUCCAACCAGCGCCAGCGAUUAAACUCACAAAAGCACAAGACAAAGUCGAGGCCAAGGAAAUGGCCAUGGACGAUGACGAUGACGACGACCUCAGCGAUCCCGACUCCGACCUCGACGAGGAAGACGCAGAAGGCGAAGACGAGGAUGCCGAGGGCGAGGAAGACGACGACAUGGGCGUCACACCUAGUGGGGAUAUGGACGAGGACAUGGACAGCGACGAAGAUGCCAGCCGCGACCAGACCCCUGAUGUCACCAAGAUGACGAAGCGACAACGCGCUCUCAUCAAUGAAGAAGGUGACGGCGCACUCCUGGCACUCUCCAACGAAGCACAGAAGAAGAAGCACCUCACAGCUGAAGAACACGCCAUGCGAAGGGCAGAGAUGGCAAGGCGAAGGAAGAAUCUCAGCGAGAAGAGGAAUGAAGAAGAAAAGCUCGACACUAUCAAUCGUCUCCUCAAGAAACAGCCUCCAAAACGUGGCCGCAAAUCUAUGAUGAACGUGGACGAAGAUGGAGAAGAGAUAGAACACGAGCCUGAGCGCGCAAACCCGCUCUUCACACGCUACAUCCAGAAUGCCAAGGGAACUCAGCUCGCUGUUCCUGAUGAGUGGCUUCAGGCUCCCGUUGGCAGUAUAUUCGCAGGGGACAUGCAGAAGGGGACCCAGAAGCCAUUCAGUGGAAGGAUGGUUGAGGAGGUAGCUUAA